CUCCGACACUCUCAUUCAUUCUUGCGGCCUGAUUCUCCUGAACACCUAAUAACCCUCACAUCACAGCACACCCUAAUAACCAAUCCAACCCAAACUCCUACAGAAGCAACACAAUACUGUGAACCCCCGAGAAUCACACAGACACGGGCAAUGAGGCUCAACCACCUCGCCUGAACCAACGCCCUCUACCCCGACCAAACCAAACCAAACCACCACACCCACCGGGUCCCUCACAACAACAACACCACCACCAGAAAAUGGCCUCCUCAACCCAACCCUUCGGCUCGCGCUCCUACGCCGCCGGCAAACUACCCGACCGGUCUCUCAACGCCGCCAACGCCCUCCCCUUCAGCGCGUCCUCAUUCUCGCGCCACCGCGGCCUCGCCAGCGGCGGCGGCGGCAUCCCCAACCCCGGCGGCGCAGGCCUAGGAGGAGCCGGGGACUUCAGCAACGACCCCAGCAGCAACAAAGCGAGCCACGCAGCCGCGCAGCACAGCCACCUGCAAAGCGGAGGACCACCGGCGCCGCCGCUGCACUCGCAAGCCCACGGCCAAGACACGACGAACCCGCUGAGUCGAUUAACGGAGGAACAGCGGGAGGAGAUUAAUGAAGCUUUCACCCUCUUCGACCUCGACCGCGACCGCCACCUGGACUACCACGAACUCCGCGUCGCCUUCCGCGCACUCGGCUUCUCCCUCCCCAAACAAGAACUCAUCUCCUUACUCACGACCUACGGCGUACCCCGGCCCCAAGUCCAGCAACAACAAGCCCAAGCCCAAUCGCAAAACCACCCCACCCCGCAGAACCCCCCGCAACCCCUCCAGAAAUCCACCACCACCAACAACAACCCCCAACACCCGUCCAAUCUCCUCAUGCCCCUCAGCGCCUUCCAGGCCGUCACCGCCUUGAAAAUUCUGGAACGGGAUCCGCGCGACGAGAUCCUGCGGGCGUUCGAGCUGUUCGACGAAGGUGGGAAGGGGUACAUCGAUCUGGAGGAUCUGCGGCGCGUGGCGCGGGAGCUGGGCGAGACCGGGCUGGAGGAGGAGGAGCUGCGGGCGAUGAUCGAGGAGUUUGAUUUGGAGGGGGUAGGCGGUGUCACCAAGGAGGCGUUUGUGAGUAUUUGUUGGCAGUAGGCCCUCGAAUUCUUGGGGCUGGGGGAGUGAGUCUUAAAGUAAAGUGGAAGUGAUAGGUUUAGGAUAUUUGAGGCGAGAGGUUGGUUGGUUGGUCUUGUGAGGCUUCUUGCCUAUUGGGAUCAUGGGUUUGGGUUCAGGCUUUAGAGGAGCACUUCUGCUUGUGUCAACGCUUGGUUGUUGUUGGUGUGGGUGGAACUGUACACCUGUAUAGUUUGGUUAUAUGGUCUCGGAGCUGAAAGGCUGUUGACGUCUUUUUUUUUUCCCUUCUACUAUCGUUUUGGGCAUUGGGCAGGCGCCGAUUGUAUCUUCCUCGUUUGUCGACUUCUCUUGUACUCUCAUUGCUGUUUCACUUGGCUAGUUGUCU
This is a messenger RNA of Aspergillus fijiensis CBS 313.89, 1497 nucleotides long. RefSeq names its product putative cell division control protein Cdc31 (gene cdc31). The record is from RefSeq and is a predicted model, not a curated record. The transcript is spliced from 2 exons. Gene Ontology annotation, biological process: spindle pole body duplication. The coding region runs from base 258 to 1133 and encodes 291 amino acids. Gene Ontology annotation, cellular component: half bridge of spindle pole body; mitotic spindle pole body. Gene Ontology annotation, molecular function: microtubule binding; calcium ion binding. Lineage: Eukaryota; Fungi; Ascomycota; Eurotiomycetes; Eurotiales; Aspergillaceae.